AUGAUAUAUCAGCUAAUUUACCAGGUCAUCGUUCCCCUGAACGGCAAAGACUGGGGCUUCCUCCCGGCUUUCCCGGCCCCGGACUGCUACACGCAGGAGAUCGAAGGUUACGGGAACGUGGGUGUUAAUGCGCUGAGUUUUGCCAAGCAGGUUGUCAAGGAAUUCAGCCAGUUCAACAACACCCUCCUCUUUACGGUCGCAAACGAACUGGCCCAGAACGAUAAGAACGGAUGGGCGGCGUUCCCGUGCGUCAAAGCCCUCACGAGAGAUGUCCACCUGUAUCAGGCCUGUCCUGGUUUAGCGGUUUAG
Messenger RNA from Symbiodinium sp. CCMP2456, 309 nucleotides. NCBI's taxonomy places the organism in Eukaryota, Dinophyceae, Suessiales, Symbiodiniaceae. The record is from the annotation of a GenBank genome assembly.